This is a messenger RNA of Physella acuta, 1251 nucleotides long. RefSeq lists its product as uncharacterized. NCBI's taxonomy places the organism in Eukaryota, Metazoa, Mollusca, Gastropoda, Physidae. The record is from RefSeq and is a predicted model, not a curated record.
AGUGUAGUUACUAAAGACGAUUGAUAAGAACGCAAUACAGUCUGUCAACUAAGACAUGACCAAGGCCAAACUGAACUGAUGCAACGGAUGCAGGUGGUGUGACAGAAAUAGAAACAAAAGUCUAAUAAUAACUAGUACAAGACGACUGCGUAGUUGGGAGGCGAUAUAAUCGGACUGUACGACAGAAGUGCGGAGUUCAUAGCUAUGAUGCAACGGAUAGAACCGAUUACGAAUACAAGGCGACUGCGUGGUUGGGAGGCGAUAUAAUAGGACUGUACGACAGAAGUGAGGAGAACAGAAGUUGAAGCCUGAACUGUAGAUACGUGUUUUAAUUUGUGAGAAUAAGAUUGGAAGCCUGAACCAUUGACACGUGUAUUCUGAUGUGUGAGAACUAGUGAGGACAGUGGGGACACCCAAAGCUAACCUUGACUAAUGGAGUCAAAAUAUGACACGCAAGGUCACAGAACGACCCAGGCUCUUGCUAUUUUUAGACCAAGAUCUGGAGUGACGUCACCAAGUCAUAGCUGCCAGUUGUCUUUAAGCGAUAGCUUCGUAUCUCAGUCUACCAGUAUUGGUCACGUGACAAGAACCACGGCAACACUAGACAGUUUCAGUAGUCUGUCUUCAACGGAAACCGACCUUUGUCCAGUAACUAGUCAGGUUACACUAAAUUCUUCCCUAGUCAAAAGCAGUGAAAUUAACGAGAGCCCAACAGAAGAGAAGACAAGGAGAAGACAACCCAAACUAGCCAGACCAGUUUCUCGUUGCCCCGAGGUUGCAUUUGACCCCAGUGAGAUCUCGAACGAAAAACAACGCCUUAUUGUCUCACCAAAACAUUCAAGUUCUUUUCCUGUGUUGAAAAAAUUCUCUGUCACUACACCGUCCUACAAUGCCGUGUUGGCUUCAGAUUUACAACACAUGAUGAAUACGGUUUAUCAUAGAAAAAGCGAUAGUAUGGUGUUUCACGCUUGUCAAGUUCCACCAAACAGCACACUAGUCACUAGCAACUCUUUCUUCAAACAAAUCAGCGAGAAACUGAGAGUAAAAUCGAGAAAAGAUGGAACGGCUGCAAGUCUGAGAUCAUUUGAUCUAAACCCUAACGCCAAACACCAACACACUCAAGCAACAAUCAAUACUAGCCCAGAAUGGGACGGGAGUCGAGCAGAGCUGAACUCAGAUGUCAAGUCUAUUUUAAAACAACAUGCACAGCCACCAAACCGACCAGGUUCAAAGGCACUUUUAAUUCAAAAG